AUGUCAAGUGUCAAUAUAGAGAUUAAAGGAAUCAGAUCAGACAUUCAAUUAGAAGAUUUAGGAAGUAGCAAGAACGGUUGGAAGGAGUUACUGUCUAUUGUUAAGAAUAACGGGAAUAGUUCGGAUUUAUCAUCCACGGAUAUUCGUUCAAAAUACUUGAGCAGGCCGUCAGAAGUUUUAUCUGGCGUUUCUAAAGAGGAUAUCCGUUAUAGGAAUUGUACAGCUUGCCACCAGCCGGUAUUGGUGUCAGCUAUUAUAGAUCAUUUAGAGAAUCACUGUAUUGAUAAAAUGCCUGUGAAAAAGAAUGAGACGCAGGAUAUCAUGUCUUCUCCUGCUAAAAGUAAGGGGAGUAAUAAGAGAUCCUCGUCGAUAGAUCCUGAGAAUUUCGAUUCACCUUCAAAGAAACAGAAAUCAUCCACUCCUUCUGGAUCGACUAGAAAACAAAGGAAGAUAAAACAGCGAAACCCGACAGAGCCACAUCUGGUUAACUUCGAUAAACAGUGUGGUGUACCAUUACCUGAAGGUGGUGUUUGCGGUAGAUCAUUAACAUGUAAAUCGCACUCAAUGGGAGCGAAACGUGCAGUGGAGGGACGGUCACAGCCAUUUGACAUAUUAUUAGCUGAUUAUCAGAAACGCAACCAGUUGAAAUCUUCGGCGUCCAAGACUAGAAUCCAAAAGGCACAGCAAAAUCAGCAGGAUCCACAAGUUAAACAAAAGGGGAAAGAUAAAAACACUGGGAAAACCAGCAGCAAUGAAGUGGUCAAUGAGUCAUUACCCAAAUUGUCCCCUGAAGAAGAGACUACUCUGGUUUUGAACGGUGUUUCACGUUCAUACCCACUACCGUUAGAAACUACGGUAUUGACUUCUACACGAUCAAGAACCAAGUACGUCAGAAUGAGAGAAAUGUUUGGGUCUGCUUUCAGUAUAAAACCAGGCUUUAAGAGCCCUGGAGUUGGUGCGUUCCGCUCAAGGGUCGGUCUUAUUGACAUUGAUAGAACGACUGAUUAUACGUUCCGUAUACGUACGCCUCAACCUAUUAACGCAUCACCUCAAAACUUGACACCAGAACAGCUUCAAAUAUUACAGGCCCAACGUUUGAAACAACAACAGCAGCAGCAGCAGCAACAACAGCAACAACAACAGCGGCAACGACAAUCUAGUGCUACCGGAUCGUUAUCUCAAAUGCAAAUGCAAAUUCCACAGUCAGUUCAGGCUGGAAAACCUGCAGGGCAACAACCCAUGAUGACCCAGGGCAUCACCCCUCGGGAUAUUCAAACUCAACAGCUAAUAAUGCAACAACAGCAACAGAAACUCCUGCAGAAGAAAAGAAUGGAAGACGCCAGUGCUCAACUAGAUACGGCUUCUAAGUUGAUGCAGCAAACAAUAGGCUCACCGGUUAAUACUCAAAGUCGAAGCAAUUCAAAUCAACCUGGUGUUCAAUUUGGUGUAAAUGGAUAUGGAGGAAGAGUUAAUUAG
Messenger RNA from Kluyveromyces lactis, 1476 nucleotides. RefSeq names its product deubiquitination module subunit SGF73 (gene SGF73). The record is from RefSeq and is a predicted model, not a curated record. The coding region runs from base 1 to 1476 and encodes 491 amino acids. Gene Ontology annotation, cellular component: SAGA complex. Lineage: Eukaryota; Fungi; Ascomycota; Saccharomycetes; Saccharomycetales; Saccharomycetaceae. The transcript has a single exon. Gene Ontology annotation, biological process: RITS complex assembly; regulatory ncRNA-mediated heterochromatin formation; regulation of transcription by RNA polymerase II.